CGCCAACGUCAGUCUCUCGUCGGAUCGAAUCGAAGGGGGAAAAAAAACACACGCAGCGCCUUCGUCUCCGUCUCUUCUCCCCCGCACGUUUCUCAGAUCUGCGCCGGCGUAGCCCCCGCAACACCGCCCCUGCGGCGGCUCGCCCGCCCCGCUCCAUCCCUGCGCCGGCACCUCGCCCCUCUCCAGCGCAGCGCCGCCGUCCUGACGCACGCGUGGAAGGAGCGCGGGCUUCGACGGCCUGACGCAUGCCAGUGAGGUGUGUGCGUCUCCGGCGGCCCGACUUGUAGAAGGCGAGGGUGUCUCGGGACUAAGGACACCGAAGGUGGCACACAGGAGGGCAGUAACCUGCAGCGGCGUGCAGAGCUCCUAUCUCGGCAGGAGAUAGAAUCGGUGGGGUAAGAGCACCUCAGGGUACUGCAACCCAGCAGCAGGGGCCUGACCUCAGCGCACCUGGAUGGCAGGGCUGGAGGAGUUGAAGAAGAAGCUACAACCCUUGCUGUUCGAUGAUCCGGAUAGAGGUGGCGCCAGUACGAGGGUGCCCUUACCAGAAGAUACUUGCGAUUCCUAUGCAAUUUCUGAUGGUGGGACUGUUAAUUUACUUAGUAGAUCCUUGGGUGAGUAUAACAUCAAUGAGCUUGGCUUUCAUAAACGAAGCGCUGGGCCAGACGAGUCAGAUUCUGAUGAGAAGGGGUACCGUUGUGCCUCUCAUGAGAUGCACAUAUUUGGUCCCAUCGGUAAUGGUGCAAGUAGUGUAGUGGAGAGAGCUAUAUUUAUUCCAGUUCAUCGAAUCUUGGCCUUGAAGAAGAUAAACAUAUUCGAGAAGGAGAAGAGGCAACAAAUUCUCAAUGAGAUGAGAACAUUAUGUGAAGCAUGUUGUUAUCCUGGUUUAGUUGAAUUCCAGGGUGCAUUUUACAUGCCUGAUUCUGGACAAAUAAGCAUUGCUCUUGAAUACAUGGAUGGUGGUUCCUUGGCAGAUGUUAUAAGGGUCAAGAAGUCUAUACCAGAACCAGUUCUUUCACAUAUGCUACAGAAAGUAUUGCUUGGUCUGCGAUACUUACAUGAAGUAAGGCAUCUAGUGCAUAGAGAUAUAAAGCCAGCAAAUGUGCUGGUAAAUCUGAAGGGCGAGGCGAAAAUUACAGAUUUUGGUGUGAGUACUGGUUUGGACAAUACAAUGGCUAUGUGUGCUACCUUUGUAGGCACGGUCACAUAUAUGUCACCUGAGAGAAUUCGUAAUGAGAACUAUUCUUAUGCUGCUGAUAUUUGGAGUCUUGGACUAACAAUAUUGGAAUGUGCUACUGGAAAAUUCCCAUAUGACGUAAAUGAAGGCCCUGCAAAUCUCAUGUUGCAGAUACUUGAUGAUCCAUCACCAACACCACCACCAGAUGCUUAUUCACCAGAAUUCUGCUCAUUCAUCAAUGACUGCUUGCAGAAAGAUGCUGAUGCAAGGCCCAUGUGUGAGAAGCUUCUGUCACACCCAUUCAUCAAGAGGUAUGCAGGAACCGAGGUGGACUUGGCAGCAUAUGUCAAAAGUGUUGUUGAUCCAACAGAAAGAUUAAAGCAAAUAGCUGAGAUGCUUGCUAUACAUUACUACCUCUUGUUUAACGGAUCUGAUGGGAUUUGGCAUCAUAUGAAGACAUUCUACAUGGAACAAUCUACAUUCAGUUUCUCAGGGAAGGUGUAUGUUGGCCAAAAUGACAUUUUUGAUAGUUUGUCAAAUAUAAGAAAGAAGCUAAAAGGUGAUAGGCCCCGAGAGAAAAUUGUUCAUGUUGUCGAGAAGCUACAUUGUCGUGCGAAUGGUGAAGAUGGAGUUGCAAUUCGUGUAUCUGGAUCAUUCAUUGUGGGAAACCAAUUUCUUGUAUGUGGCGAUGGGAUAAAAGCUGAAGGAAUGCCCAGCUUGGAUGAGCUCUCUAUUGACAUUCCAAGCAAACGUGUAGGCCAGUUCAGAGAGCAGUUUAUCAUGCUACCAGGGAAUUUAAUGUCUUGUUAUUACAUAUCAAAGCAAGAUUUGUACAUUAUCCAAUCCUGAUGGAACAUAUUAUUUGUAAGAUUUACUCUCUGAAGCUCAUGUACCAUGGAUCUGGAAAAAAAAAUCCUUUUGAAGUCUGGGCUUGAAUCUUAUUUUACCUUUUGGAACUGAAA
Molecule: messenger RNA, 2139 nt
Organism: Sorghum bicolor (sorghum)
Lineage: Eukaryota; Viridiplantae; Streptophyta; Magnoliopsida; Poales; Poaceae
Product: mitogen-activated protein kinase kinase 3
Exons: 10
Coding region: 455-2026 (523 amino acids)
Biological process (GO): MAPK cascade; protein phosphorylation
Molecular function (GO): MAP kinase kinase activity; ATP binding
Source: RefSeq, a predicted model, not a curated record